This is a messenger RNA of Symbiodinium sp. CCMP2456, 729 nucleotides long. The record is from the annotation of a GenBank genome assembly. NCBI's taxonomy places the organism in Eukaryota, Dinophyceae, Suessiales, Symbiodiniaceae.
GACAACGGCACGGUGGCCUUUGAACGAGGCGGGCCUGCACCUCACUACGUGACGCAGCCCACACGAGAGUUCCACGCUGACGGCAAAGCCUUUGCAAUGGAACGGGACAUGACCUGGACAGCUACGACGGAUGUGCGUCGCUCCGCCGUCUUUGUGAUGACCAGGAUUACGCUCGUACACUGUCUAGAAGGAGACUGGGGCGCCUCGAUGCGACAGAUGCUGACAGCAGAGGAGCUCCUGGUGCUGCUACAGCUAAAAAGAUCCCUGCCCAUGAGGAACCUUGACUGGGCACUCCGGCUCCAAGCGGACGUGGCUGCCUUGCGGACAAUCAUGGCUUCCCUGCAGAGCACUCAACUGCGCUUUCCCGGCUUCUGCUGUCCGGUAACUGUCGAAUUCGGCAAAGCCUGGACUCCACAAAGUUCUGACGACCCACUGCAGACCCUGGGAACGGUCGAACACCUGCUGCAUUGGAUGGAGGACUUCGGCUUAGGAGGCUACACACCCAGUGAAGCGGUGCUCGUCAUGAAUGCCUGGCCCAAGACCACCAGGGAUGUGGGAGCCGCCCUCAGCGAUUUCUUGACCGAAGCACAUGCCGAGUUCUUCUACAGGACCGGGUUCGCUCCCAUGAUGCCCGAAUCCCGUAUCAAGAGUCUGAUGGCAAGUGCAGUGGUGUUUUUUGUGUACAAAGGCUUGCGAGGCGUGUUGCAUAUUCGAGCACCCACGUGCUAG